Leptonychotes weddellii (Weddell seal) is the source of this 2767-nucleotide messenger RNA. Lineage: Eukaryota; Metazoa; Chordata; Mammalia; Carnivora; Phocidae. The record is from RefSeq and is a predicted model, not a curated record.
CGCCGCCGGGUGUUAUUCCGUCCCGCCCGCGCGGCGGUCGGUGCUCUGUCACCGCCCGCUGUGGCCAUGGCCCCAGCCCGUGGCUUGUAAAUUGGCGACCAGAGUUCCCGACGCGGCACUGGUCCUGAUGGCGGCAGCGGCGGCCUUGGCAGCGGCCGACCCCCCUCCCGCGAUGCCGCAGGCGGCAGGAGCCGGAGGGCCCACCGCCCGUCGGGACUUCUACUGGCUGCGCUCCUUUCUGGCUGGAGGUAUUGCCGGAUGCUGUGCCAAAACAACAGUUGCUCCUUUGGAUCGAGUAAAGGUUUUAUUACAAGCUCACAAUCACCAUUACAAACAUUUAGGAGUAUUUUCUGCAUUGCGUGCUGUUCCCCAGAAGGAGGGAUACCUUGGAUUAUAUAAAGGGAAUGGUGCAAUGAUGAUUCGAAUCUUUCCCUAUGGUGCAAUCCAGUUUAUGGCAUUUGAGCAUUAUAAAACGUUAAUUACUACAAAGCUGGGAGUUUCCGGUCAUGUGCACAGAUUAAUGGCUGGAUCCAUGGCAGGUAUGACAGCAGUUAUCUGUACUUACCCUCUUGACAUGGUGAGAGUACGCCUAGCAUUCCAGGUGAAAGGGGAACACACUUAUACAGGAAUUAUUCAUGCAUUCAAAACAAUUUAUGCAAAGGAAGGUGGUUUCCUUGGAUUUUACAGAGGCCUGAUGCCCACUAUAUUAGGAAUGGCUCCAUAUGCAGGUAUUUUCAAAUUUGGAAUCUACCCAUUUGAUGUAACUCGUCGGCGAAUGCAGUUAGGAACUGUUCUCCCAGAAUAUGAAAAGUGCCUUACCAUGUGGGAGACUAUGAAGUAUGUCUAUGGACACCACGGAAUUCGAAGAGGAUUGUAUCGUGGUUUAUCUCUUAAUUACAUUCGCUGUGUUCCCUCUCAAGCAGUGGCUUUUACAACAUACGAACUUAUGAAGCAGUUUUUUCACCUCAACUAAAGAAAAUCAUGAUUUCUUUUGCUUAAUAAUAUCUCAGAGGGAGAAAUAAAAUGUUACUUUAAUUUUGGGAGGAACAUUACUUGAAGGGAAUAUUUGCCUUGUCACAGGAACCGCUGGUUUUUUAGUACUUGAUUUUUUUUUUAUUCAUCACAAAUCAAAAGUGCUUACUUGUGCUUUUUGAUGCCAAAAGUUAUACCUUAGAACAUUGAAAAAAAAUCCUAAGCUGAUGCUGGCUAAUCAGUUAGGUUAUUUGAAACUGUUUUAAAGUGUUAUUUGGAAGUAGAACUAACUUAAAAUGGGAUUCAGGAGGUUGCCAUUAGCUUUAUCAUGCUUUAAUUCCAAGCUUUAAUUAUAAUCAUGAUUUUCAAAGACUCUAACAUUGGUUAUAGGCUUGGUUAUAUUGCAGCAGAAUGAUGAAAACUGAAUUUUUAAGUUAUAUAAAACAUAGCUUGGGGGGGUGCACCUGGCUAGCCCACCCAGAAGAGCAUGCUCUUAAUCUUGGGGUCAUAAGUUCAAGCCCCACUUUGGAUAUAGACAUUACUAAAAAUUAAAAAAUUAAAAAAAAACCUUAAAAACACGUAGGUUAGGUGCCAGCAUUGAAGAUUAUUCUUAUUAUCUCUCUUCUCAUAAUUCUGCUCCACUGCAUAAAAGGACUGACACUUUUUCUUUUUGUUUUUAAAUAAAAUAAAUGUUGUAUUUAAAAAUUAGCCUUGUAGAAACUCAACAAUAAAUGAAUUUUCAGGUAUUGCUCAUAUGUUAUUACUAGGUACUAGGUACUAUCACUGACUUAAAUUUGUUUUUAAAAGUCAAUGUAUUUCCCAAAGGCAGUAAUAAUAAAUACUGAAUAUCUUUGCUCUCAAAACAGUUAGCAUUAUAGAUUUGUUUUUGUUAGGUGAUUUGGUAUACACUAGAAAAUUUAUUUAAGUGGACUGUGAAAUAUCCAUUAAUAUAGAUGUGAAUGUCAAAGAAUGUUUUGAAGGUAUUUUGUCAUGAUACAUCAACUAGUUCUUCCAUGUAAAAUAAUUUUAGUGCAAUAUAACCUUUAGAAACGUAAGACACGAUUUAAUUGCUAUUCUUUAUAUUAAAAUGGUUUAAAAUAUAAGAAGUCCAUUUAUUGUGUUUAGAAUACUUUUUAUCUUUUAUUGUAAGCAUGACAGAAAUGGGAAGGGAACAAUUAUAGUUCUGUCCUCAGAAAUAGUGAUUUGUAGAAUUGAUGUGAUUCUUCUUGAUCAAUGCAAACUAUUUUAAUUGUUCUAACUUUAUAAUUUUUUUUAUUGAGGUAAAAUUGACAUAUAACAAUAUAUUAGUUUCAGGUGCACAAUGUAAUGAUUCAAUAUUUGUAUUUACUGCAAAAUAAUCACCAUAAUAAGUCUAGUUACCAUCUAAUUGAUGUAUUAGAAAACUAAGCUGAAGGUGUUAUUUCUGCUUCAAUUUUAAUUUUGUUUGCAUAAAAGAUUUUUUGUUAUACCUUGGUAAAAAUUAGAUGAACUGGUUUCAUUUUCAAAGUCUUUAUUUUAAAAUAAAUAUGUAUCUUUGUAUGAUUUGUAAGUGUACCCACAGGUAGAAAUACAUGUGUUCUUAAAACUAUUUUGUAUAUCUUCAUUUCUGGGCUACAUUGUAGCUAAAUAUUGUUAUCAAAUCUCAAGAUAAUUUAAAUGUAUGAAAUAAGUAUCUCAGUUAUGUUAUCAAUAAAAGAGGACUGCAAAUAUUUUUUUAAAUAAAAAUUUGCAUUCUAUGUCUGUUAUAGAAUACAUAGGAUAUUAAAAAUAAAUUUUAUUCAUAUUUUGGCCAUUA